Molecule: messenger RNA, 1569 nt
Organism: Spinacia oleracea (spinach)
Lineage: Eukaryota; Viridiplantae; Streptophyta; Magnoliopsida; Caryophyllales; Amaranthaceae
Product: protein DETOXIFICATION 45, chloroplastic-like
Exons: 6
Coding region: 769-1233 (154 amino acids)
Cellular component (GO): chloroplast
Source: RefSeq, a predicted model, not a curated record
CUUCGGUGGUUCUAGCCUCCUCGCCAGAGGCCACCUAUUAGCUUGCUCGGCCGUUGGUUCCAAGGAAAAACUUAGCUUGCUCGCGCCGGUGGUUUCAAGAAAGAAAGUUGCUCGCGUCCUAUUUUCCGUCAACCUCUUCGCCGCGGCUACCUGUCCCCUCUUUUAGGUUUGCUCGAUUCGUUUACCUGAUUUUUGUUUUAAGAAUUAGGGUUUUAAAAAUCAGAUCCUAAAGUGACGCGCCAAAUUUAGAAGCGAGAGAGAAAGAGAUUUAAUGGAAAAGGGAAUUGGGGAAGAAAAGGGUUUGGGUUGGCGCAGAGAUGCCCAUCGUCUAACUCGAAUAAAUGCACAUGAAUUCGACACCGGGAAGAAAUCCAGGUACAGUUUUUAUCAUCAUUCUGCCUUUUGAUUUCGAUUCCAAUUUCACAACUAGGUUUUGGUAUUGUAGAUGUCGAGUUGCAAUUUCUAAUCAAUUGGAAUUGCGGAACUUGAUUUUGGUGGAUUCAUACAUUUAAUUUUUUUUGUUUGUUUGAGUCCUAUUCUUGAUGUGCGGAAAAGGAAGGCGGUUCGAUUGAGCAAAGAUGUCGACUCCAAACGUCGCCAAAUUAACAAUGGAUGUGGGAUUGGAUAAUGAAACAUGAGCCGGUGGUUUCAAGAAAGAAAGUUGCUCGCGUCCUAUUUUCCGUCAACCUCUUCGCCGCGGCUACCUGUCCCCUCUUUUAGGCUGUCGUUCAUAGAGCUAAGAACUCAAAAUAUUCAGCUGAUGAGGAUAUGGAGGAGACAGAUGUUAAAGAUCCAAAUUUAAAGCAAUCUCUGGAGUCUGCUACUUCUCAGAUUAGCCAGCUAGCUCUUUCUAAUAGUCCUACUGGUGUUGCCAAUCUUGCAGCUGUUUUUCUGUUCCCGCUUUUCAUAAAUUAUUUUCAGAUGGGUGUCACUGGAGCAGCCACUGCCACCGUUGUGUCUCAAUACAUAGGUAGCUUCUUGAUGAUUUGGUUUCUUAGCAAGAGAGUAAUAUUAUUACCUCCAAAAUUUGGAGAUCUGAAGUUUGGGGUCUAUUUAAAAUCUGGUGGAUUUCUGAUUGGAAGAACUGUGGCUGUUUUGAUAACUAUGACGAUUGGGACCUCGAUGGCUGCUCGUCAAGGUCCUCUAGCUAUGGCUGCUCAUCAAAUCUGUAUGCAAGUGUGGUUGGUUGUCUCUCUUUUAACUGAUGGAUUGGCCGCAUCUGGUCAGGUAUGAGCUUUCAUCUAACUAGGAGGUUCGAUAUCCAGGCUAUAGGUUUUUCAGGCAUCUAGACUACCUCUAUUCUACAGUGCUUGUCCAUUAUGAUUUAUGAUUAUCACAAAAGUUGAAGAUUGUGAAUAAUGUGUGGGUUUUAACCAAAUAGGAAAAGCUUCUUGGAUUAAUAAGCAUUUGUUGUUGUCCAAAGAUCCUGAUUUGUGAACAAUAAACCAAAUAGGAAAAGCUACAUAUUUUCUCAGAGUAUUACACUUAUUACAUGUUUAAUAUGAAUAGUUUUAACUUUCUAACACUCAUUCCAAUCUACUUAUGCAAAUUUAAGGCUUGUUUGGUCGU